AUGGCCCGCUGGAUCCCCACCAAGCGGGAGAAGUACGGCGUGGCAAUCUAUAACUACGAUGCUGCCCAGGAUGUGGAAUUGUCUUUGCAGGUUGGUGACACCGUUCACAUUCUGGAGAUGUAUGAAGGUUGGUACAGAGGAUAUACUCUUCGAAAUAAGGCCAAAAAGGGUAUUUUUCCAUCUACGUAUAUUCAUCUAAAAGAAGCAACUGUUCAAGAUGGCGGACAAAAUGAGACAGUAAUUCCUAGCGAGUUGCCCUUAGUCCAGGAACUGACGUCCACUCUACGGGAAUGGGCAGUUAUCUGGCAUCAGCUCUAUGUGGAGAACCAGAAGACACUCUUGCGCCAAGUGCAGCAGAUGACCUAUAGCCUGAUUGAAUGGCGGUCCCAGAUACUUUCAGGAACCCUCCCCAAGGAUGAGCUGGCUGAACUCAAAAAGAAAGUCACAGCUAAAAUAGACUAUGGCAAUAGGAUCUUGGGACUGGACUUGGUUGUUCGAGAUGACAAUGGGAACAUCCUUGACCCAGAUGCUACCAGCACAAUAGCACUCUUUAAAGUGCACGAGACAGCAUCCAAAAGAGUCAACGAAAGGAUUCAAGAGGAAAGGUCUCUUCAGCAAGAUUUAGGCCUGCGGGGACAGUCUAUCUUCAACAGCACCCACACCUACAGUCUGUAUGUCAACGUCAAGAAUUUUGUCUGCAACAUUGGUGAGGAUGCGGAACUACUCAUGAGCCUUUAUGAUCCCGACCAGUCCUUAUUCAUUAGUGAAAACUACCUGGUUCGUUGGGGGAGCACCGGAAUGCCCAAGGAAAUUGAGAAGCUGAACAAUCUCCAGGCUGUCUUUACAGACCUCAGCAGUUCUGACUUGAUCCGACCUAGAAUCAGCCUGGUGUGUCAGAUUGUGAGAGUGGGCCACAUGGAGCUUAAAGAAGGCAAGAAGCAUACCUGUGGACUCCGGAGACCUUUCGGAGUGGCUGUGAUGGACAUAACAGACAUCAUCCAUGGGAAGGUGGACGAUGAAGAAAAGCAACACUUCAUUCCCUUUCAGCAGAUUGCCAUGGAAACAUACAUCAGACAGAGGCAGUUGAUCAUGGCACCCUUAAUAACAUCGCACGUGAUUGGAGAAAAUGAGCCCCUGACGUCGGUUUUCAACAAAGUCAUUGCUGCAAAGGAAGUGAAUCACAAAGGGCAAGGCCUCUGGGUUUCACUAAAGCUACUUCCUGGUGAUUUAGCUCAGGUUCAGAAGGACUUUUCACAUCUUGUUGACAGAUCGACAGCUGUGGCCCGCAAAAUGGGAUUCCCAGAGAUUAUUCUUCCCGGUGAUGUUCGAAAUGACAUCUAUGUCACCCUGGUCCAUGGAGAGUUCGACAAAGGGAAGAAGAAGACUCCCAAGAAUGUAGAGGUCACCAUGUCCAUCCAUGACGAAGAUGGCAAUCUUGUAGAGAAAGCUAUCCAUCCAGGGGCUGGUUAUGAAGGUAUCUCCGAAUACAAGUCAGUUGUCUACUAUCAAGUCAAGCAGCCAUGCUGGUAUGAAACUGUAAAGGUGUCCAUCGCAAUAGAAGAGGUCAGCCGCUGCCAUUUGAGGUUCACCUUCCGUCAUCGCUCAUCACAGGAAUCACGAGAUAAAUAUGAGAAGGCGUUUGGAAUGGCCUUUGUGAAGCUGAUGAAUGCAGAUGGUACUACCCUACAGGAUGGCAGGCAUAACUUAAUAGUCUACAAGGGUGAGAACAAGAAAAUGGAAGAUGCCAAAUGCUAUUUAACACUUCCUGGCACCAAAGUGGAAAUGGAGGACAGGGAUGGUCUGUCAGUCAAGCAUCAGCCUCACGUAACCAACUUUACUCCAACCAAAGACAGCACCAAGGAUAGCUUUCAGAUUGCCACUCUCAUUUGUUCUACGAAGCUGACACAGAAUGUUGACCUACUGGGGCUGCUGAAUUGGCGUUCAAACUCUCAAAACAUAGGACACAAUCUGAAGAAGCUAAUGGAAGUAGAUGGAGGAGAGAUCGUUAAGUUCUUACAAGAUACACUUGAUGCACUUUUUAAUAUAAUGAUGGAGAUGUCCGACAACGAAUCCUAUGACUUCCUUGUAUUUGAUGCGCUGGUAUUUAUUAUUUCUUUGAUUGGAGACAUCAAGUUUCAACACUUUAAUCCCGUCCUUGAAACUUACAUCUACAAGCACUUCAGUGCCACCCUGGCCUAUGUGAAGCUCACCAAGGUUCUGAACUACUAUGUAGGGAAUGCAGAAGAUGCCAGCAAAACAGAGUUGCUUUUUGCUGCUUUGAAAGCCUUGAAGUACCUCUUCCGGUUCAUCGUUCAGUCAAGGGUUCUUUACCUACGAUUUUAUGGGAAAAGCGAAGAUGGGGAUGAGUUUAAUAACGCGAUCCGCAAGCUGUUCCUCUCCUUUAACGUCCUUAUGGACAGACCUUUAGAGGAGGCUGUCAAGAUCAAGGGUGCCACUUUAAAGUAUUUACCAAAUAUCAUCAAUGACGUCAAACUGGUAUUUGAUCCGGUUGAGCUCAGCAUCCUCUUUAGCAAAUUCAUUCAAAGCAUCCCUGACAACCAGCUGGUUCGCCAGAAACUGAACUGCAUGACCAAGAUAGUUGACAGUGACCUGUUCCGUCAAGCUGAGUGCCGAGAUGUUCUUCUGCCUCUGCUUGUUGAUCAGCUAAGUGGACAGCUGGAUGAUAAUUCCAGCAAACCUGACCACGAAGCCUGUUCGCAGCUCCUCAGCAAUAUUCUUGAGGUUUUGGAUCGUAAGGAAGUGGGCCCCACUGCUGUUCACAUCCAGUUGAUUAUGGAGCGCCUGCUGAGGAGAAUAAAUCGAACGGUGAUUGGAAUGAGCAGACAGUCUCCUCACAUUGGUAGUUUUGUGGCAUGCAUGACAGCCAUCUUGAGACAGAUGGAGGAUUCCCAUUACAACCACUACAUCAGCACUUUCAAAACCAGACAAGACCUUAUUGAUUUCUUGAUGGAAACCUUCAUCAUGUUUAAGGAUCUGAUUGGAAAGAAUGUCUAUGCAAAUGACUGGAUGGUUAUGACUAUGAUGCAGAGCAGGGUUUUUCUUCGAGCCAUAAACCAGUAUACUUCUGUGCUCCACCGGUUCUUUUUGGAUCAGACAAGUUUUGAACUGCAGCUGUGGAAUAAUUACUUUCACUUGGCAGUAGCCUUUCUUACCCAUGAUUCCCUCCAGCUGGAGAACUUCUCACAUGCCAAACGGAACAAGAUGGUCAAGAAAUAUGGCGACAUGAGGAAGGACAUUGGCUUCAAAAUAAGAGAUAUGUGGUAUAACCUAGGGCCUCACAAGAUCAAGUUCAUCCCUUCUAUGGUUGGCCCAAUCCUGGAGGUGACCUUGACGCCUGAGCCUGAAUUGCGGAAGGCAACAAUCCCCAUCUUCUUUGACAUGAUGCAGUGCGAAUUCAACUUCAGUGGGAGCAGAAACUUCCAUAUGUUUGAAAAUGAGCUUAUAACCAAACUGGAUCAGGAAGUUGAAGGGGGCCGAGGAGAUGAACCAUACAAGGUUUUGCUGGAGAAACUCCUGCUGGAAAAUUGUCGAAAGCACAAAUACUUGUCAAGCUCAGGGGAGGUAUUCGCUCUGUUGGUUAGCAGUUUACUGGAGAAUCUCCUGGAUUACAGAACCAUCAUGCAUGAUGGCAGCAAAGAAAACCGCAUGAGUUGCACCGUGAACGUGCUGAAUUUUUAUAAAGAAAAAAAGAGAGAGGAUAUAUACAUCAGAUACUUGUAUAAACUCCGGGACCUGCAUAUAGACUGUGAAAACUACACUGAGGCAGCAUACACGCUUCUCCUUCAUGCAGAGUUACUCCAGUGGUCUGACAAGCCAUGUGCACCACAUCUGCUUCAGAGGGACAGCUACUAUGUCUAUUCACAGCAGGAACUCAAGGAGAAGCUCUACCAGGAAAUCAUAGCAUUCUUUGACAAAGGCAAGAUGUGGGAGAAGGCAAUCCAACUAAGCAAGGAACUGGCUGAGAUGUAUGAAAACAAAGUUUUCGAUUAUGAAGGGCUUGGCAGUCUUUUGAAGAAACGGGCCACGUUCUAUGAGAACAUUAUGAAGGCGAUGAGACCUCAACCAGAAUAUUUUGCUGUUGGGUACUACGGCCAUGGAUUCCCCUCCUUUCUCCGGAACAAGGUUUUCAUCUACCGUGGCAAGGAGUAUGAAAGGAGGGAGGACUUCAAUUUGAAACUACUGACCCAGUUUCCAAAUGCCGAGAAACUGAGCAACACCACUCCCCCACCAGAUGAGAUCAAAGCUUCCCUAAAGCAAUAUGUGCAGUGUUUCAUCGUUAAGCCUGUAAUGAACCUCCCUCCCAACUACAAGGACAAGCCUGUUCCGGAACAGAUUCUUAAUUUCUACAGAGCCAAUGAAGUGCAACAAUUUACAUAUUCCCGGCCAUUUAGGAAAGGAGAAAAAGAUCCAGAGAAUGAGUUUGCAACAAUGUGGAUAGAACGAAUCACCUACACAACUGCUUAUUCGUUCCCAGGCAUUCUCAAGUGGUUUGAAGUCAAACAGGUUACAACGGAGGAAAUCAGCCCCUUGGAGAAUGCCAUCGAAACCAUGGAGCUGACCAAUGAGAAAAUUAGCAACAGCGUUCAGCAGCAUGCCUGGGACCGGGCCCUUCCAGUGCACCCCCUUUCCAUGCUAUUGAAUGGCAUUGUGGAUCCAGCUGUCAUGGGUGGAUACACCAACUACGAGAAGGCCUUUUUCACAGAGAAAUAUAUUCAAGAGCACCCUGAAGAUCAAGAUAAGAUUGAACUGCUCAAGCAAUUGAUUGCCCUACAGAUGCCUUUGCUGGCAGAAGGCCUCAGGAUUCACGGUGAGAAGCUGACGGAGCAGCUGAAGCCUCUUCACAAUAGACUAACUUCCUGCUUCAAGGAGCUGAGAGGGAAAGUGGAGAAGCUCUAUGGUGUGAUAACUCUGCCUUCCUCACUGACUGAGAGAAAGCAGAGCAGGUCUGGAUCAGUGGUUUUGCCAUACAUCAUGUCUUCCACGUUGAGAAGGCUCUCAAUUACCUCUGUGACUUCCUCCGUCGGAUCGACAUCAUCUACCUCAUCAGACAGUACCUCCUCCAGGCCAGGAUCAGAUGGAUCCAUUCUUGAGCCUCUUAUGGAAAGGAGGAUUUCAGCAGCCUCCAGGACAGAAGAACUCUCUGCCAAAGACGAUGGUGAGAACCGGAUUAAUAAAUUCAAGCGGAAGGAAUGGAGCAUCAGCAAAUCGCAGGUCAUUGUGGAGAAGGAGCCAGAGGCUGAGCUGGCGUCCAAAAUGAAUUUGUUGGGGAAAGCAAGGCCAAAGAGUCUCCAGCUGGGGGAAAGCAGACUGACACUGCUUCAGGCUUCAUCACUCCAGCAGGACACGCCUCUCAGCCCACCACCAAUUACUCCAAAAACUCCAAGAACACAAAGUGUUCCAUCUUUGCAAGCAGAUGGAUUAGUAGUCAUGAAUGCACAGAACCCUCCACCCCCGCCUCCACCCAAGUGCAAACCCUAUGAGAACAGCAACGGGAGGAACUCCACGGAGAUUGCGCCACCAUUACCCAGCAGGCGGGAAGUCAGGCCUCCCCCUCCUCCUCCAAAAGCAAGGAAAUCCAGUGUCCUUUCUUCAGAGCAGGGACUUCAGUGAGACUUCCAUGCCAGCCUCAGCUCUCUUGCACCUUGAACAAAAUGCCUGCUGUCCUGUUUGUAAAUAUGUGCCAUGCAUGUCCCAGUGAUUUUCCUCCAGAUGAAAGGACAAAAUGAUUCCAACCUCUGCUCCAUUCUCUGCGGUUUCUUUACGCCAUGCCAAAAUACGUCAUUUAAACCACGACAGUUUCCAAGCUUCUGACUUUCCUUGUUUGCACAUUUAAGACACUCUGGUCUUCCUCACGUCAGAGCUGCAAAGCGUUCAGCUAACUCAAAACAUUUCAUAGCAUGAGCUUGGUGAUUCCGGUCCUUUGGAGUUUUCAUGCUGCCAGUAAAACAGCAGGGGUGUGAAGAAUCCUUGCGCUGCCCACCAUAGAGGUUCAGCCUGGCGUUCUAAAGAGUGUUAAGGUGGCCUUUGAUCUCUACACUGCUGCACCGGAUUUGCAUAAAGAAUUCAUACCUGCCCCAGCAAAAGAGACCUGGAAUAGAUAGGCCAUGAAUCUGCAGAGAACAAAACCAACUGCAGUUUCCUAAAAGCAACCUGCAGAGAUUUAGAAGAUGUGCUCAGUUUGGCUAAGGACUGGGGCUUGACCUGGCAACCUCCAGGUCUGAGUUUUGGACUCGGUCUGGUGAGCU
Messenger RNA from Gekko japonicus, 6266 nucleotides. RefSeq names its product dedicator of cytokinesis 5 (gene DOCK5). The record is from RefSeq and is a predicted model, not a curated record. The coding region runs from base 1 to 5631 and encodes 1876 amino acids. Gene Ontology annotation, molecular function: guanyl-nucleotide exchange factor activity; GTPase activator activity; small GTPase binding. Lineage: Eukaryota; Metazoa; Chordata; Lepidosauria; Squamata; Gekkonidae. The transcript is spliced from 52 exons. Gene Ontology annotation, cellular component: plasma membrane; cytoplasm. Gene Ontology annotation, biological process: small GTPase-mediated signal transduction; cell migration.